Diabrotica virgifera virgifera (western corn rootworm) is the source of this 917-nucleotide messenger RNA. RefSeq lists its product as uncharacterized. Lineage: Eukaryota; Metazoa; Arthropoda; Insecta; Coleoptera; Chrysomelidae. Gene Ontology annotation, biological process: regulation of transcription by RNA polymerase II. The coding region runs from base 7 to 339 and encodes 110 amino acids. The transcript is spliced from 2 exons. Gene Ontology annotation, cellular component: nucleus; transcription regulator complex. The record is from RefSeq and is a predicted model, not a curated record.
UUCGACAUGUCCCACCCAGAUUAUAAGAACGUGCGUAUUAAAAAUAAAAUUUGGGAUCAGAUUGGAAAUGAAUUAAAUAUAAAAGGUGAAGAUCUGAAGAAACGCUGGAAGAAUUUUAGAGACUGCUAUGCAAAAUACCUCCGUUCUGAAAAGUCUAGAACUGGACAACAGGCGAAGACUACUAGCCUCUACAAAUCCUGGUCUUGGGCACAACAUAUGGAAGCUUUCCGACCCUUCCUGCAGUUUGCUCAGAGUCCAAUGUCUCAGAUCCCGGGCUUUCAGAAUCACUGGAACUACUUAAUGAAGAAGAAGUCACUACGCAGAACGAGGCUUCUCUAACGGAAGAAAACUUAUCGAUUGAGAUGAUCCAUGAGCAAGACAAAAAAUAGAAAAGUUACGUACCAAAAGAAAACUUUCGCAAGACAUUAAAUACUCUUCAGUUGAUAAAGUUAUAUAUUUUUUAAAUAAACGGCACAGUAAUUGUGAGGAAAGUGCUGACGAAAUAGAUCUAGUAUUUCGGGGUUACGCAGCGAGCAUUAAAAAACUAUCAUCACAACGUCAGACGCUCAUCAAAUAUCAGAUAGCUAAAUUAAUAAUAGAAGAGGAGUUAUCUCAGCAAGCAGAAAUGCGACCAGGAACAAGUAAUUCCUUCAGCUCAUCUCCUUUAUCCUCCAAUUUACCUCUUCAUUCACCAAACGACGAACAAAAUGUUUACAAUGAAAGACAAGAGAUUCUAGUAACAGCCAUUCUUCUGCACAAUGGUAUGAGAAUUUUGCUCGCAGAAUUACAAAAAUAUAAAUAUCUUUAUUUUUAUAUAAGUUUUCUUGUAAAAAUGAUUUUCUCUCCUUCUCGAUUUGAUAUAUUCGAAUAAUUUGUUUAACGUAUUUUGUAUGAAUAAAUAAAAAAUAUGCUUACUA